AUGGAUUACGCAAUAAACAUAAUUGAAGCAAAGGAAGAAUUAUUGAAUAAAAAUAACUAAAUUGAAGGAGAAAACAAGUCAGAUGAACAUAUGUUUUCUGAACCUAUGAAAAAAUUAAGUACUCGUUUUUCAGCACCAGAUUGGAAACCAAGCUCAUUUUAGAAAUAAACUAGCAAUACUAUUGUAACUUUAGAGAGAAGUUAUCAUCCAUCUACUUCGAAUGAUAACAAUAAUGGCUAUUUGAUGCCGAUACCAUAAGAUAAGAAUUUGAUGAUAUUAAAUAGUGCUAAGAAUUUCAAUUAAUAAAAUUCCAACUCAAACUAAAUAUCUGACUCUAAAAGCACCAUCUCAUUUGGAAAUACAACUAACAUAAGCAAACUAGGAAGCUUCGGGAAUUUCAGUGAAAGCACUUUUAACAAUAACAACAAAUUUCAUAAUAUAGGAGCUGAAAGUGUGAAUGGAACUGCUGGAGCUAGGAAUCAUUAUUCUUUUCUAAACCAAUAAAGCCAAGAGGAACUCUAAAAUUUCAUUAAAAAAAUGUUCAGCUUCUACUCCUUCCAAAAAAUUUUUGUUGCACUUUGGCUAAUAAUUAUUUACAAUAGUGCCCAGUUAACUUAAAUAAUUAAAGGAAGCUUUUAUUUAUUCGCAAUCGCCGUUUUCAUUUAUAUGGCUAUUCUCAUGAUGGUGCAGAAUAAAAAUGAUUUCAUAAUGAAAUCUCCUUAUAGUAGUAUCUGCUUCUUACUUUUUACUAUUUCUGAGUGCUUUAUAGUUUCAUUCUUACUGUCAACAGCUCAUGGUACUACAGUCUUCUUAUUCGCACAAUAUCUUACUGGCAUAGUUUUAGCAAUAACUAUCUUUCUCAAUACUAAUAAUAUCAGCUGGUUUAGAGGUAUUGCAGCAACAUUACUGAUGCUAAUCUUCAUGUUCAUUCUUUCUAUAUCGACUCUAAAUUAAGAUUACACUGAUAUGACUGCAAUUCUCAUUUGUAUGUUAGGAGGACUUAUGUUCGGAAUAUAUUUACUAACCAAAGCUUUCUAGAUAUUAAAUCAUAGGUAUUCUCAUGAUUUAACUAUAGAUGAUUAUGUAAUUGGGAGUAUGACCAUUUAUUUAGACUUUGGAUUCGUACUAUUGGUAAUCAUGUUUGCAAUGCUUCUAGCAAUCAAGGAAUUUUCCUUUUGA
Molecule: messenger RNA, 1179 nt
Organism: Stylonychia lemnae
Lineage: Eukaryota; Ciliophora; Spirotrichea; Sporadotrichida; Oxytrichidae
Source: the annotation of a GenBank genome assembly